UUCUCUUUACCCUUUCGUUUAUAAAUGAUACACCACUACCACCAAGACGAUAAGGUAGAGGGCAUAAAAGUAACUUCACAUGCACCCACGGCGGCCGCACUGCUCUUGUAAGCGCUCCAGACCCGCCCGAUCCGGUCGGACCGGCCAAUCCGUUUGAUCAUUUUCAACGUAGUCAAUACGUCACCCCCUUUUAAUUACUUUUUAGGACUCCUCCAAACCCACCCCUCUCCUCUUUCUCUCUCCUCUUUCUCUCUCUAACCAUCUGGACUUCGAUCAGUGAUCCGUUCCUGAUUUUCGAUUCAAAUCGAUCAAUUGGUGGCAUAGAAGAUUGUACCAGAGCUUUAAUUCGUCAUGUCGAUGUCUGAUUCCGAUACGUCCUCGCAAGGCAGCGAGUACAAGAACUUCAGACAAGUUACUCGCGAACGAUUACUGUAUGAAAUGCUUCGAUCAGCCAAAACAGGGGAGUCAAAAUCAACUUGGAAGGUACUUAUCAUGGACAAAGUUACUGUUAAAAUAAUGUCUUGCUCGUGCAAGAUGGCAGAUAUCACAGAGGAAGGAGUUUCAUUGGUGGAAGACAUAUACAGGCGAAGGCAGCCAUUGCCCACCAUGGAUGCAAUAUACUUUAUACAGCCAACAAAAGAAAAUGUUACCAUGUUCUUGUCUGAUAUGUCAGGAAGGACACCUCUGUACAAAAAGGCAUUUGUUUUUUUUAGUUCUCCCAUUCCACGAGAAUUGGUUAGUCAUAUCAAGAGGGAUACAACUGUGAUAUCUCGCAUACGUGCCUUGAGCGAGAUGAACUUGGAGUACUUUGCGAUAGAUAGCCAGGGUUUUAUCACUGAUAAUGAGAGGGCUUUAGAGGAACUUUUUGGGGAUGAAGAGAAUUCACGCACUGGUGAUGCGUGCUUGAAUAUGAUGGCCACCCGCAUUGCUACAGUUUUUGCUUCAUUGAGGGAAUUUCCUUUGGUACGAUACCGCGCAGCCAGAUCUCUCGAUCCAACCACAAUGACAACAUUUCGUGAUCUAAUUCCUACAAAGCUUGCAGCUGGCAUUUGGAACUGUCUUAUGAAGUAUAAAGCUGACGUCCCUAACUUUCCCCAGACGGAAACAUGCGAAUUGCUCAUCCUGGAUAGAUCAAUAGAUCAGAUUGCUCCUAUCAUACAUGAAUGGACAUAUGAUGCCAUGUGCCAUGAUUUACUAAAUAUGGAGGGAAAUAAAUAUGUGCAUGAGGUUCCAAGCAAAACAGGUGGUCUACCAGAGAAAAAAGAGGUCCUUCUGGAGGAUCAUGAUCCUAUCUGGGUAGAGCUUCGCCAUGCACAUAUAGCUGAUGCUAGUGAACGGUUACAUGAAAAGAUGACCAGUUUCGUAUCAAGGAAUAGAGCUGCACAAAUGCAUGGUUCAAGAAAUGGCGCCGAAUUGUCUACGCGGGACUUGCAAAAGAUGGUUCAAGCUUUGCCGCAAUAUAGUGAACAGAUGGAAAAGCUUUCACUCCAUGUCGAUAUUGCAGGAAAAAUCAACAAUAUUAUUAAGCAGAUGGGCCUUAAAGAUCUUGGGCAACUAGAGCAGGACCUUGUCUUUGGAGAUGCAGGAACUAAGGAAGUAAUCAAUUUUCUGAGAACAAAAGAGGAUGUAACACGUGAAAAUAAGUUGCGGUUGUUGAUGAUUUAUGCAGCCAUUUAUCCUGAGAAGUUUGGGGGUGACAAAAUUACAAAAUUGAUGGAGUUAGCAAGAUUACCGCCUGAGGAAAUGAAUGCUGUUUAUAAUAUGAGACUGCUCGAAGGAUCAUCAGAUACUAAGAAAAGCUCUAUCGGAGCUUUCUCUCUAAAAUUUGAUGUUCAUAAGAAGAAGCAUGCUGCUAGAAAAGAUCGUACUGGUGAAGAAGUGACAUGGCAACUAUCACGCUUUUACCCUUUGAUAGAGGAACUUGUUGAAAAACUUAGCAAACGUGAAUUACCAAAGAAUGAUUACCCAUGUAUGAAUGACCCGAGUCCAACUUUCCAUGGGACCUCCCAGACCGUGCCAGUUCAGACAAUUCCAGCUCCAGCUGCUCAUUCAAUGAGAUCAAGACGAACAGCAACGUGGGCUAGGCCUCGAGGCUCUGAUGAUGGAUAUUCAAGUGAUUCAAUUCUGAGGCAUGCAUCGAGUGAUACCAGAAAGAUGGGUCAGCGAAUUUUUGUAUUUAUUGUCGGGGGAGCAACUCGAUCUGAGCUACGGGUUUGUCACAAGUUAACAACAAAGCUGAAAAGGGAGAUUGUUUUAGGAUCUUCAAGUCUUGAUGAUCCACCACAAUUUAUCACGAAACUGAAGCUGCUUACGGCAAACGAACUCAACGAACUCUCACUGGAUGAUCUUCAAAUUUGAAGACAUGGGUGGAUUUAAGAAGCUGGAAACAUAAUUUUUUCCCGGUCCUCUUGUCCAGUUUGUAACUAUAGAUCCAUGUAUAAAAUCAUUGAAUCCAUUUUUUAACAUUGAUGCAAUGUCUGUCACGAGCUUGAUCAGCUGAACGAUAGGUUUGAUAGUUUUCUGGUAGCAUGCAGGAUCGUGACCUUUGAUUUGGCUCCAUUGACAUUCUCACGCCUUUGGGCUUUUGUAUUGUAAUUGAUCUGUUCCGGACAUGUAAGCGACCCUGUGUGUGUAUAAUACUAUUCUUAUCGAUGCAAUUGACCAAUUUGAAAUCUGUGACAAGUUAUAGAAUAAUAUUCCAAAGCCAUUUUUAUC
Molecule: messenger RNA, 2715 nt
Organism: Cornus florida
Lineage: Eukaryota; Viridiplantae; Streptophyta; Magnoliopsida; Cornales; Cornaceae
Product: SNARE-interacting protein KEULE-like
Exons: 21
Coding region: 352-2358 (668 amino acids)
Biological process (GO): vesicle-mediated transport; intracellular protein transport
Cellular component (GO): plasma membrane; secretory granule
Molecular function (GO): syntaxin binding
Source: RefSeq, a predicted model, not a curated record